Messenger RNA from Sphaerodactylus townsendi, 1394 nucleotides. RefSeq names its product transcription elongation factor A N-terminal and central domain containing (gene TCEANC). Lineage: Eukaryota; Metazoa; Chordata; Lepidosauria; Squamata; Sphaerodactylidae. Gene Ontology annotation, biological process: DNA-templated transcription. Gene Ontology annotation, cellular component: nucleus. The transcript is spliced from 2 exons. The coding region runs from base 43 to 1146 and encodes 367 amino acids. The record is from RefSeq and is a predicted model, not a curated record.
ACGAACCCCCCCCCCCUUUUUUUUUUCCCUGUAGGGGCGGGGAUGCGACUGAAGGAAACGCCGGCCUUGCUUGGAUCAGGAUUUGAAAUGUCUAACAAGGCAAUUAUUAUGACUAGAGCUGCUUGUAUAGAGAAACUGCUAUCUGAAAAAAAUUACCAAAAUAUUAGCAGUCAUCUUGUGUACCUUGAAACUAUUGAUAUGACUGUAAACUGCCUCCAGGAAACUGACAUUGCCAAAGCUGUGUACAGAGUCCUAAAGAACUGCCCCUCUGUGGUAGUAAAAAACAAGACAAAGCAUUUACUUUCGAAGUGGAAAACCCUUUACAAGAAUCAUCGUCAAUCAGAACAAGCUACGCCUGUGUUGUCUGAUCAUAGACCAGAGAGUUCUGAACACUUUAAAGUGUCUCUGGAGGAUGCAAACUCUUCUGACAGACUAGCUCAAAAUGAAAUAUUAGGCACCACCAGUUCCCCACGUUGCUUGCCGUCAGAAAACCACUCGAAAUAUACAGGAAUUACAGAGCAAAAGGAUCAUAUGAUCCAACCCAUCCUUCUGGAACACACUAGGCCCAUUAAUGAAGCAAGUUCUCUUGAAGAUCCCAUGGCAACUAUGAGAUAUAAAUGCACAAAACUUCUUUAUGAAGCUUUGAUUGACUCUUCAGCAAGUAAUGAAGAUACUGAACGGCAUCGUAACAUAGCUAAAGACAUUGAACAAUGUAUUUUUGAACUUUAUGCUAAAAAUGAUAAAAAAUACAAAAACUGCAUCCGAAGCAAAGUCUCCAACUUAAAGAAUCCUAAAAAUUCUCACUUAAAACGCAGCCUUUUUGCAGGGACUCUGAAUCCAAAGGCAUUUGCGAAUAUGUCUGUGUUGGAAAUGGCACCUGAUGACUUAAAGCAGCUCAGAGCUUCAUACACAGAAUCAUCCGUUCGUGAACAUCAGCUCCCCCAGAUUGCUAAUGGUACUCAUACCAACAAGAUAAAAUGUAGACGGUGUGAAAAAUUUGAUUGCUCUGUUACUGUGAUUUCCAGGGGAGUCCUUUUCCUUCCUAGUUGGGUGAGAAAUGCAAAUGCAGAUGAACAAAUGAUGACUUAUGUAAUUUGUAAUGGGUGUGGAGAGCAAUGGUACCACAGCGGGUGGAUUUGUUUGUGAUUGUGUAUCUUUUAAUGCUUAUAUCUUCAGAGGAGAUAGACAUACUAAGUUACCAAAAUAAAAUGCCUAAAAAUGGUAAUACUAAAAAUGUUUGCAGUGAAAUAAAAUUAUUAUUGAUCAAUACGGAAGAUGGUUACAAAACUGCUUGUCAUAUAGAAAUCACCAGCCAUAAGCUUUUGCCUAUUGUUCUGUUGUGAACUUCAUUGCUGCUAUAUCAUCAAAUUAUAAACAUAAAAUAUUUUCCAAAA